Molecule: messenger RNA, 2387 nt
Organism: Sebastes umbrosus (honeycomb rockfish)
Lineage: Eukaryota; Metazoa; Chordata; Actinopteri; Perciformes; Sebastidae
Gene: plpp1a
Product: phospholipid phosphatase 1a
Exons: 7
Coding region: 479-1324 (281 amino acids)
Biological process (GO): signal transduction; phospholipid dephosphorylation; phospholipid metabolic process
Molecular function (GO): phosphatidate phosphatase activity
Source: RefSeq, a predicted model, not a curated record
AGUGUGCAUGCCAUGAUGCACUUGAAUGCAGCAGCAUUGCUGCGACCUCAACGGCUCCGUUUCCGUGCGACAGGUUUCACUACCGACACUAGACCGGAGGACAGGUGUCCGUCCAGAUCUCCACUCAUGACCGGGACCCACCACCGGGAGAGUAUUACUUAACGGCUUUAACCCCACCAUGAGAAACGGGAGGAGGAGUUCACCGCCCCCCAAAAACAACAACAACAACAACAACAACAACAACAAGAGAUAGCUGAUUAUGUGCUGCUGUCCUGCGACGGUCCGGUGGUUCCUUACGAGGAGGGCGUCGACGUUUUACCGUGAUUUUACACCGUCUGCUGCCAUUUUCUGAUCGGAAACAGCAGCAGCAGCGACGUCCCAAGGAGGGGCAUCAUCAUCCAUCCCCCUGCUGCUGUUUAUAUUACAGAGAGAGACACACUAAAGCAGGGAGUCGAGUCAGAGACACGCAAGAGGAAACAUGUUCGAGACCAGAGGAAUCCCCUUUGUCCUGCUCGACGUAGCCUGCCUCAUCCUAGCUGGACUCCCAUUUAUAAUACUCACUGCGCAGCACAGUCCUUUCCGCCGGGGCUUUUUCUGUAAUGACGAUUCAAUCAAGUACCCUCUUAAAGAAGACACCAUUACCUAUCAGUUGUUAGGAGGUGUCAUGAUUCCCGUCACAAUACUCACUAUGAUCUUUGGCGAGUGCCUUUCAGUUUAUCUAAAGCGCAUCAAAUCCAAGUCCUCUUUCGGCAGCUACGUCGCCUGUAUUUACAAAGCCAUCGGUACCUUCCUGUUCGGCGCCGCGAUGAGCCAGUCUCUGACCGACAUAGCCAAGUAUUCUAUCGGUCGGCUCAGGCCGCACUUCCUGGAUGUGUGCAAACCCGAUUGGAAACUUAUCAACUGCUCAUCGGGGGCUUAUAUUGAAGACUUCACCUGCAAUGGAGACGCCAGGAUGUCCAAUGAGGGCAGGCUAUCCUUCUACUCGGGCCACUCCUCUUUUUCCAUGUACUGCAUGCUGUUCCUGGCCCUCUACCUGCAAGCUCGACUCCAGGCUGAAUGGGCGAGGCUGCUGAGACCCACAAUCCAGUUUUUCCUGAUCGCUGCCUCCGUGUUCACGGGAUUGUCGAGGGUGUCUGACUAUAAGCAUCACUGGAGCGAUGUGCUGACUGGACUCCUGCAGGGGGCCCUCAUGGCCAUCCUGGUGGUCUUCUGCGUGUCUGACUUUUUCAAGCCACGCGUAGACGCCCAUAAAGAGGCCGACAUCCCACACACAACCCUGCAGGAGACCCCGACCAACGGAAACCACUUUGAGAGUCCCAACUAAGCUAAGCCAAGAGGUGGAGGACGACACCUCUGUGCUCUGUCCAAAACGCACACCCAGGAUCCCAGCUCUCUAGCCUUUCCAUCUCAUGCAAAUACUCAACCAAUACCCUGCAUGGACUUACAGUUGAUUCUUACUUCGAGUAAGCCAGUGGAUGACUGUGCAUCGGGCUUGUUCAGAUUUUAAGACUUUUAUAGUUGUUCUCCAUCUGGAAGGAAAGCAGCGGUGACGACCUGUUCAAGCCUUGUAGAUAAGCUUUAAGUGACUGAGACCGAUGUAGGUUAGGGGCUAGAGAUUCUGUAAAGACAUGAACCAGUUAGCAUGUAUCUAUCUACUGAGCUGGUGGGAAGACUUCACUGCACGCGCCCACUAAAAGGGUAUGACCACUGCUGGGAGAGAGAGGAGGGUUGGAAACCUGUGAAUGUAACCUUGCUUUGUGCUUUUCCUGACCUGGAGUCAGUCUGCUCAAGGAUCUGGUUUAGGAUCAGCUUUUACGUCGACUCCAGCACCCAGAGAGACCGCUAUAGAGUCUGUGUUGCCUUAGGUCCAGUGUUAAUUAAAGGGCUAAUCAAAAGAGGAAUGUUUGCUUCUCAAGGCUAGUCCGUGCUGGAGACUAAAGCUGAUCCCAGACCAGAGGGCAACGCUGCUUCAACAUGUAGAGCUGCUGACUCCAGGCCACUGCCGUCUUCCUCUCCAACCGUCUAACCCAAUAUAGUCGAGGAGGAAGCUCGACUUAUAUCAUGUUUGGUUAGAGAGUUGAAGAGCAGACGGUCAGUUUUAAGUCCUGUGUUGCCUUUGCUGGACUGCUACUGCUGCUAUCAGGGCUCCCUGUGUAUCUAAGAACUAAUAAAAACAACAAUGUCAUUUUUGUAUAAUCUGUAUGUAAAAAAACAAAAUCAACAUACAGACUUUUAUUGAAAAAAAAAUGUUGCAAAUAUGUACAAAUGUCUAAAAUAAGAAAGGAGAAAUAAAGCCAUUUUACUUAUUAACAUGAACAGAAAUGAAACGCAAGUGUUUUGAUGUAUUACGUCAUGAGCCGUCAUAUAAAAUGAAAGCAUGACUUGUU